GAUUAAGCUUCUUUAUUUAUGUACACUGGACUUUUGUAUAGUAUGUAACACAUACUGAUUGUUUUAUAAAACUACUUUUCAGAGGUUUUAGAAAACCGAAGAAAAAAAGAGAAACCCGUGUGACGGGCAGAGCGGGCCGGCCCGUUUGAGUCGGCUUUCCGCAAUGAGGCUCCCCUAUUUCUUGAUGUCCUCGUGGGCCUUCUCGAACGACCGGGGGCGUGCGUGUUCCGGACUUCUCCGGAAGCGUCCCGCCGCGUGCCCUCCGCCGCCGCCGCAUAUUCUUUUCUUUUCUUCUUUUCUUCUUCUUCCCCAAGAUGAACCGACCGAUUUCUCAUCUUACAACGAAAAGAAAAAAUUAAAAAAAGAGAAGGAAACCGACCCCUACUCCUUUUUCCACUCGAUUCUUUCUUGCUGCACAAGAAGAGCGCGCCUUAAUCCGCAACGAACCCGCCCACAGAGGCACCCAAACCCCGCCCGCCGCCUCCGCCCCCUCGGUUCCGCAGAAUCCCCCGAGCUCGUCGGCGGAGCUGCUCCGGCCGCCUCGCUCGCUCGCCGCCGUUGCGCCAUGGCUACGCCGCUGGUAGCUGGGCUGUCGGUAGCUGCUGCUGCCAUGGGAAGCAGAUUCAUGAUUCAGGCAUGGCAGGCCUUUCGAAUCCGGGCGGCGAUGCCACGUGUGCGUAAAUUCUAUCCUGGCGGAUUUGAGAGGGAGAUGAGCAGAAGAGAAGCGGCACUGAUCCUUGGCGUAAGAGAACGUGCUGCACUGGACAAGAUAAAGGAGGCCCACAAGAGGGUGAUGGUAGCCAACCACCCUGAUGGUGGCGGCAGCCAUUACAUUGCUUCCAAGAUAAACGAGGCCAAGGACAUGCUCAUGGGGAAGGGCAAAUCCGGGUCCAUUUUUUAGCCAGUGCAUACGAGAUGGAGGUUAUUUUGCAUUGUUCGCGACGAGGUAGUGAUUCGCUUUCCGUUGACAUCAUUAACAGUGUUGUGCUGAUACCGUGCAUCUGAACAAAGAUGCACGUUAUGGAAACAGAGUAACUUGAUUAUGUGGCUGAUGUAAGUUUACCCAGCGGCUCCAGAUAUUAUGCUAACCUUCUGUUGUGACCAUUGGGCUGUCUUACUUGAAAGAUUGUAUAUUUGGGGCUUGUUGCUUACUGAUGUGUGUGUAUGCUAUCAGUUUGUUUCUCAUUGUUUAAUGUCAUUGCUGAUAAAAGCAUAAACUGUUUAUGAUCA
This is a messenger RNA of Triticum urartu, 1230 nucleotides long. The record is from RefSeq and is a predicted model, not a curated record. Lineage: Eukaryota; Viridiplantae; Streptophyta; Magnoliopsida; Poales; Poaceae.